GUCUCUGGUGUCAUGUUUUGAUGUUUUGAAUCAGUUUGACAGAUUUUAUUACGUGCUUUUGUUCCCGUAGAAGUUUAUUCAUUUCUUUUAGACGCCAAUUUUUGUAUAAAACAUAUUGAUUAUUCAAUAAUGAUCUUUUGUGACCAUUAUUAGGUGGAAAUAAGUUGCAUCCUGUCUAUAAAUUUUUGAUAACACUGACUUGACUGGUCGUAAAGGCUAUGUCUUUGUCCGGGAGCAUUAGUAGUCCUUGCAAGGAUUCCGAGACAUCGGAGAGCUACAGCAUGUCCGGGAGCGAUUCCAAUAUACCCCGGGACUUCAGCCGGCUCUCUUUGUUCUCUUCCGGUUCCACCCAGGAUGAGCAUUUCCGGUGUGAGGGUCACGCGGAAGUCAGUCUAUCUUGCAUGAAAAAGUACCUUCAAGCCGGUAAACUUUGUGAUGUAACUCUUAUUGCCGGAACCAAUGGGAGACGCGUGGAAGCUCAUAAACUGGUCCUGUCAGCAGCCAGUGAAUAUUUCUCGGCCAUGUUUACUGGAAGUCUAAGCAACAACGCACAGAACGAGAUAACGCUCGUGGAUAUCAAUGGCGAUCUUCUACAAGCUAUCGUUAACUACUGUUACACUGGAACGAUCGAAAUCAGGGAGGACAACGUCGAAGUUUUAUUGUCGACAGCUUCGCUGAUGCUGCUGCACGAAGUCGUCGAGGCCUGUUCCAGGUUUCUGGCCCACCAGUUACACCCGAGCAAUUGUUUGGGGAUCGCCAUUUUCGCAGAACACCAAUCCUGCACCAGUCUCAUGCACGAAGCCAACUCCUUCACGAGUCAGCACUUCAUGCAGGUCAUCAUGAACCAGGAGUUCUUGCAGUUGAACAUAGACCAUAUCUGCUCUCUGCUGAGCAUGGAAGAUCUGAAUGUCAGUUCUGAGGAGCAGGUGUUUAACGCGCUCAUGUGUUGGGUCCAACAUGAUCCUAUCAAGAGGGACAGGUACAUGGGGCAGCUGCUGGCGCUCGUCAAGUUGCCAUUCCUUAGCGCUGCUUUUCUUUGCGAUCAAGUCGAACCGGCCAUCGGUAACGAUCCGAUAUGUCAAAAAUUAAUAAUGGAAGCCAUGAAGUGGCACUUGCUGCCCGAGAGGCGAGUGCAGAUGACCUGCGCCAGAACGAGACCCAGGAAGGCGACCAUCGGUCGAUUGAUGAUCGUCGGAGGUAUGGACAGUAGCAAAGGCGCCACCACCAUCGAGAGUUACGAUCCCAGGUCCGAUAGGUGGACGAUCGCAUACGAAAUGAGCGGCAAAAGACUGCAAUUCGGCAUAGCAUUGAUCGCUGACAAACUAUUAGUCGUCGGAGUUGAGCGUCCUCCGAAUGACGCCUGCCCAGAACGGUCUUUUGAGGUUCUCAAGCUCUCGCCGUCGGGCGACUGGAUUAGUUUAUUUUUUUCCUUUCAUAGUUCUUCUUCUUCUUCUUUUGGGGUUGGCGCUGCUACUAGCACGGGCAAGUCGCACUCGAGUAAUGUCUGUUACGCGACCUGUGUGCGGCGCGUCGUCGCGUCCGGUGUCGAACCUUCGGGUCGGCUCUCGCGGGUAAAAUUAAAAUUCGAAUUUCGACGUCCCGGCAGGUGGGACCCGGCUACCCGCUCGUGGCAGUACGUCGCCCCGAUGCAGAACCAGCGUUGCUCGGCGGGCGUGGCCGUCCUCAACGGCAAACUGUACGCGGUCGGCGGCCGCGACGGCACCAGCUGCCUCCGGACGGUCGAAUGCUACGACCCGCACACCAACAAGUGGACGCUCGCCGCCCCUUUGCCCACGCGAAAGGGUUGCGUCGGCGUCGGUACCGCCAACGGGCAGCUGUACGUGAUGGGGGGGCAGGACGCGGCCGCCAACAACCCCACCGCCUCCAGGUUCGACUGCGUCGACCGUUACGAUCCGACGACCGACACGUGGACUACGGUGAGUACGUUGUCCGGGAAACGGGACGCAGUGGCAUGUACCCUCUUCGGCGACAAGCUCUACGCGGUGGGCGGGUACGACGGUAACACGUACCUCACCAACGUGGAAGCCUACGACCCGAUCACCAACGAGUGGGCGGUACUGAACCCGCUCAAGACUGGUAGAGCAGGCGCGUGCGUCAUCGCACUGUCCAAUAGCGUCUACGACAGGAGCGACUGACAGAGACGUUACUAGGUGACGAGGGUUGAAGAUAAUUUGGGUCGAGGAUAUUGGGGAUGUUACGGAAUAAAUGAAAUUACGAGGGAAAAUGAACUUCGCCCAAAUGGAAUGAAAAUUUAGUGUGAUAGGUAAAAAUCAAAAAUGAAACAGACUUUCUUUUGAUAUUAAGAAAUUGGAGGGUUUAAGGAAAAUCAAAUUCUUAUGUGGCCGACGAUUCAGCCACUCUAUCGUCUACUUGGGAACCAAGGAUGAUGAUUUUCCGUGUAGAUACAUGCAAUAAAAUAGUGGACCAUUACUUAAUCGCACGUCAGGCAAAUAACUAUUUUAAUAGUUUACUCCUAGAGUAGGUUCUCUAAAUAUGGACUGCUGUAGGGAUUUUUUAAAAUAAAAGUAAAGAAAAAAUGUCCUAGAGUUUUUUAUUCUGAUCAGUCAAGUACACAUCCCACAAUGUAUAAGUGUAUAAAACAUUCUGCUUCUGUAAAAACUAGUGUAAUUACAGUAAUGAAUUAAAUCAAAAUUUAGGUUUGGCCUAUAACAUUAACGGCUACUACAAAACUCGCAUAUAAAAAUGUAUUUUUUACUCCAUUUCUUCCGAUGGACGCAUUAAGAUUGCUCUUUAUGCGCCCAUCGGAAGAAACGCAUUGAACCCAUAAUUCAUCACAAGCAUCCUCCGAAAACGAGCCAUCUCAUUAUAAACAUGCUGCAUUUUCUUGGGCUGUUGAGCUACCUUUGACUGAAAAAUCACUACAGGAUUUGACAAUUUUCCUGAUUUACAAAUUGGUCUUUUCUUUACGUUUUUUUUGCCAGUUGGUUGUUUUCUCUCCUUAGGUGACUUUAUCUCCGAAAUUACUUUUACUCUUUAUUUGUGCGUUGCUAAGUUUUCUUUCCAUGUUGAAGGACCUGGAAGUAGAUUUGAAAUGAAUGAUUGAUCUUCCCGAUUUAUCUGAUUUUAAGUUGGUACUACUGUGGCAUUUCCGUUAUCUUGUGUAGAAUGAUCGUUAUCUGGCUUUUAUCGUUUAGAGUUGUUUCAAUAAAAUCAUGUGGAUCAGCGAAUAAAUCUCUGUUGUUCCGAGGCCAUUGAUAGCCACUUCUACACACUACACAAAGGCCGGAUUUUAUGGUUAGAGUACAGCGGUAUUGACACUAAACAAACAUUAUUUUUUCGUGCCAAAUCAAUUACUUCGACAUUUCUGUAUGACUCGUGUGCCCAUCUAAUAUCAGAAGUACGGGAGAAGUAGCGCAACGUUUUUCAAUUUCCAAAACUUGUUUAUACCAUUUAGUGAAUCUGUAUCCAGCAUGACGGAUGACAAUCGCAUAUUUAUCGAGCUGGCGCAGGAAAUAUCAUCAUUGGGGAACAAACGAUCCAGCUGCAUUCAUACAAAUUAUGCACGUUAUUGUUGAACCUCGUUCCGUUAUUUGCUUUUUUCUCUUUAGAGAUAACAUUUGUGGCAUCUUAUUGGGUAAAACCGAUAUCCCGAUUUCAUCAACGUUGUAAAUAUUCUAGGCAGGAUAUUUAAAAUCGUCCAUUUCUUUCUCUAAUAAAUUUACGAAAAUCAUCACGCUUUCCUCGUUACAACCUUUUAAUCGUGCAAUCGAGGUUCCUAUUGGACGGCAAAAGAAUAAGUUGGAUGACGGGUCAGAAACAGCUUCAACCAUGUUUUUCCUGCAGAAUUCCUUCGUCUGGAGAACGGGUUACUUAAAUUGUUACGUACUGCCACUUGAUAAGCAUCUGCUCAAACCAAACCCUAUAGAAAUGGCUCUUUGUCCUAGCUUUGUAUUUCAAGUCGCCCUAGAGGUAAAUCUCUGUUUUUAGAUAAACAAAUGAGUGUCGUUUUUGGAAUGCUAAAGGAUCUGGCAGAUUUUAUUCUCUCUAACAGCAAGAAUAGCAUUUUCCAUUUUUUGCGAUUGAAAUGGCAUCCCCACAUCCUGCUUAAGAACUACUGACGUCAUGCAGGUAUAUUAUAGCAUUAGGUGAGACCAGAUUUAGUUAAGUGCGCUGCUGGCAUUGAAACAAAAAUCAGGGUGGUCCAUAUUAUUCGUCUAGUCCAUAUUUAGAAAACUUACUCUACUAAUUUACUAUUCUAAUAGUAAGUUACUACAGGAAUAGUAAAUUAAUAGUUGUAAACUAAAUUAGGAAUAUGCAAAAAGCGGCGAACAUUUUUUAUUUACUAUUCUAUAUGUAGAUGAUAUAUAGUAUACUACGUAGUACGCUAUUUUCCCAGUGCUUGCCUUGACUUGGCUAAUUCCUCUCAUGGUCCAAACAAAAAUAAAAAUCGUAGCAAAAUUGCGUUACAUGUCUAAUAAUUGGCGUUAUCCUGCAGGUUGGAUGUAUAAAUGGCAGAUCCCAUUAUGUACGGAAAAAACAAUCCCAAGCCAAAGUAUGUAAGGAACGGAAAGGGGAAAUAAUGUUAUUCGACCCCUAAAAAUUCUUAAUAUAUCAAUAUAUUACAUUGUCGCCGAUAUUUUCCCCCUAUCUGGUCUACGGGAUGCGAGAAAUAUAAUAUCAAAUUAAAGAUGAUUAAUUUGAAACGGCAAAAGGCAAGGACCAUUUUUAAUUUGCUGUUUUAAAAGUUUACUACUCCUAAUUUAUUAUUGUAAUAGCAUUUACUAUUCUAAUAGUGAAUUUCUAUAUUCCAUUAGUAAUUUCCUGGUCUAACAAAAAGUUAAGAAUGUUCGUUGUCUUUUUUAUUAUUAUUAGUAGUAGUAGUAGUUGGACUAGGAAAUUUAAAAUAGCCUUCUUCAAUUUACUAUUUUAGCAGUUUGCUACCACUAAUUUACUAUUUUAAUGGUAAAUUAAAAAUGUUCCUUGUCUUUUGCGUGGCGAGCGAACCAAGUAAUUGUAUAUAUGUUAUCGCUAAUAUGCGAAACUUUUAGUGAUUUUGCAUAAUAACUAAACAUUAGGAAUUACGCAUAAAUACUAAAAUUGUCAGAUAUUAUGAAUCAUAGUCAUUAUACAUACUUUCGAAUCAUAGGGGGUAGAGAACACAAGAAAGAUAGGUAGGUACUUAUUCUGCAAUCUAUUUAAAUGAGAACAGCUUUUGUGGCACUUGACUACUACAUAUUGCAAAAAUAUUUAGUUAUCUGUUAUUCUUUUUACAACGACAAAUACGGUUUCUGUAGAAUUUCCUAAUGGAAGUUGUUAUAUGUUAAUGUGCAAGAAGAAGAAGAAUUGCUGUAAUAUUCCGUCCUUUGUUCCAAGUCUGUAAGUUCUAAGUGUGUAAGAUUAGUGCCUACUAAACGUGGUGAAUAUUUAGUCUUGAGCAUUGAGCCUUGUUGCUUGAAAUUUUCAGACGCUUUACUUCUAAUACCCAAAAUAGGUGUUUUUGGGGUACAAUGCUAACACCUCCUUGGCGUCUGUGACGUGGCUUUCCAUUUCCCAGCGUAAGAUUUUCCUGUUCUGCCGUUAAACUUUGGACUAUUUGAUUUACGAACUCCCUUCCGUUGUAACAUGUUUGCUUUCUUCCAAAGCUGUCUUUGACGUUAAAGCAUGUAGAAUAACAAAUUUGGUGAGGUGGUUUCGAUAAACAAGUAUGAAUUUAAUUUGCCCUAUAGUGCACUAUAGGUUUUACAGUAAGGCCUUUCCGUGUUUUAGACCGCUUUAAAAAAAAGUUCGCAAAGUAACAAGUAGACCGAAAUAAUUUCUUGUGUAAUGUUAGAGUACUGUUUUGAUACUUCGGCUUUCAUUCGAUUUUUCCCUCUCCAUGGCCUAUACUUCUACGGACAGGGACUACAUAUCACACAUCUUGUAUUGUUACUGUUGCUUCUACUAUUACAAGCCUAUUUACUUUACGAUAUUGUAACGAGUUUUUAGGGCCUAUCUUGGAAUUUAAUCUUAUGAGAAUAAAUUAAUUUAAUUGGUGAAACACGUCUUUUUAACAGAUUGCUUUACCUCGGCUACGGGAUAAGAGACUAUAUUCUUCGUUGAGCAAAACAUUUAGUCGUGAGUUUGGUCCUUCCCUUUUAAAUUUAUUCAAUAAAUUUGUAUCAGUAGCAGUAGCUACCGCGGUCUUUAUGACGAACUAACCCAACCUAUAUUUCACAGGUGCUCAGCAUUCACGCUACAGAGAAAUUGAAAUUACCUCCUAACGAGGUAAUAUGCAAAAUGACUAAAUGUUUUAAGUAUAACGCAUAAUUCCUGUUACAUUUUUAGGUAUUAUCAAUAUUUACACAAUAUCCCCAGAUAUUAUGAAUAAUAUCUAUGCAUAAUUCCUAAUGUGAUCAGUUAUUCAGCAAAAUCACUAACAGUGCGAUAUUUGCGGUAACAUAUAUUAUAUUAACACGGCAAAUCAUUUUUAAUGAUUCCAAAGGAAGCAAUAAAAUUGCCGAAACGUCGACCACAUAAACUCAUCAGUUCCUUAAUGUAAUACGCUCUAACAGAUCUAAAUCCGUUUAAAAGACAAUUUCAUCCCUACAUCUAUAUUACUACAUUAACUACAUUCUCUCCAAUAAUAGCAAAAGCACACUCUAUACACUCUAUUUUCUACAACAAAAGUUUAUGUUUAAUUAAUGUGGUCAACAGACCAAUUUUAAUAAAUUUUUUUAGAAUUGAAAGCGUGAAAAAAAACUAACUAAAACUCUUUAUCAAUAUUGUUUAAUAACCGACUCUUGUUAUCGUGAGAGUUUUGCCAUAUGUACGAGGUGCAGUCAAAAAAGUAUAAUGUUUUUGAAGUUUUGUUGGGUACUAUUAAAGUGUCGAAGAAAAAAACAUUAAGAAAUAUUAGAUGUUUCUAUUUCGUUUGCAAUUUUUAAGGUAGGCAUUUUUAAGUUAGUUUAUUCUAUCUGUGACCACUAUCGUUGACCAUAGUAUUUUUAUAUUAUUUGUUAUUAUUAAUAUUUCAACUUAAUUUAAAAUACAAACAUACUAACUUAUUUUUUUUAAUCUUGUGUUUUUUAAUGCACCUUCUAGUAAAAGUAAAAUUGUCACAACUUUUGGCGUUAACGUAUACUUUUUUGAUUGCACCUCGUAUAUAAAGGAACAACAGGUUAUCGAAUAUUUAAUAUACUUUUUGUAACAGACAAUCAUCUGUCAUUUAUGUAGUUUUGCUUGAAAUGAAGUGAAGGCCGUUUUCCCUUGUACUUCGUGCCGAUUUUUUUUUCGCUGAAACAGUCGAAUUCAUCACGUGACAUGUUCGUAGUCACGCGAAGGAUGUCGUUUAUAGCGCUUCAAAUUAAUUUAUUGAAUUUAUUGUAAUUAAUUUUGUUAGCAUUAUAUAUCAACAUAAAUUGAGGAGACAUUAUAAUUAGCGUCAUCAUCCCUAUUUCAAAACGUUUAAGACUGACGGGCAGCAUUUAAAUUUACGUUUUCAGAAGACUGACCAGACAAAAUUUGUUCGUUCCUCGAGUAGCGUGGAUUUUUAAUUCUUUUUAUAUUUUCUUUUUUUCAUUCCGUUUUUGCGUUCGUCGCGAUUUAGGUAAUAAGUUAGGGUGUAGGCGCGGCGACCUCAGUAUUUUUGUAACUAGCGUUUUGGAUGGCAUCUAAAAGCAACUUAAAAUUCCUGUGAUAAAUGUAACAUUUUUCUACUGUAACGUUUUUUCGUAGUAUCUUGACAUGUGAUAAUCGACAGGGCUCUUUUUGGAAACCAAAAGAUCUAUUAAUAAAUGU
This is a messenger RNA of Cylas formicarius (sweet potato weevil), 7758 nucleotides long. Its product is annotated as kelch-like protein 5. The record is from RefSeq and is a predicted model, not a curated record. NCBI's taxonomy places the organism in Eukaryota, Metazoa, Arthropoda, Insecta, Coleoptera, Brentidae. The coding region runs from base 219 to 2156 and encodes 645 amino acids. Gene Ontology annotation, molecular function: protein binding. The transcript has 6 exons.